CAAAAACAACAACAACUACUACUACAAUAUACAUGCAGUAGAAACAAUUAACCAAAGAUUUGUCCAACCAAAGGUAUGAAGAUAAUUUGCUGCAAGGCUUAAAUGUAAAAGUGACACCAAAGUGCCAACAACGUUUAUUCUACACCAGACAAAUAGUUUGUCUAUGUGACAAUAGUUGUUGUGAAAUAAGAAAACACUUUAUUAUUAACUCUAGUGCUGUAGAGCAACAGGAUAACAGCGGCCAUAACAAGAAUGCUGCAAAAAUAUCAUCCAAAUCCAUUGUCACAUUUUCUGGCGCUUCACAAUUCUCAAGCAACACACCAUAAUGUUGUCGAUGCUCACACCUUGGCAUCAACCAUUGCCAAUGGUCAUGUACAAUUUCAACAACAUCAUCAGCACCAGCAGCAACAUUCCAAUCCCGCCUUGUUAGCGAAUCAUCACGCACAGAAUACAACACACAAUCAUACUGCCAUAGAAUUGGCAGCUCAACAUUUGAACUCUCAUAAUUCACCAGCUCAUCUACAAAGAGACAACCACCAUUCCCACCAUCAACAUCAACCUCAUCAUAAUAAUCAGCUACUUCAUCAUCAUAACCAACGUAAUUCACAAAACCACCAGCAUCAACAUCAUCAUCAUCAUGCACAGCAAUUAAUUGAAGCUGCAGCAGCCGCUACAGCAAAUACAACCCUUGAUGCUGGCAAAUCUUUUACAAUAGCCGCCAUUUUAGGUUUACAAAAGAGUGCCAUGGAGAAUACGAGAAAAGAAUACACCAACAAUGUUAUUAACCUAUCAUUAAAUUGUGCUAGCAACCACCAUCAUCACCCCGACAACAACAACAGUUCACAACCACCCACCAACAGCACACCACUAUCCGAUAUUGAGGAUGAGCAUGAACCUCAUGAACAACCCCAUCAGACACAACGCGAUUCUCUUAACACUAAUAACAAUAACAGCAGCAACAACAACAACAAUAGAGAUGUUAGUAACUUGAAUGUGAACAAGUCGAAUAUUUGCAAUAGUUUCAUUACUACCACCAGCAAUAACAACAAUAACAACCACAACAACACCAUUACCACCGUCAACAAUUCUGUAAAUACUUUCAAUUGUGAUAAUACAAAUGCAACAACAGCAGCAACUGCAGCUAGCGUUUUAAUGAAUCAUUAUUUACCGUCGGCCAUGGUAAAUGUUUCUAACGGCUCAAAUGUGGUAACCUCUGCUCCUCCCUCAUUAGUUUCUUUUGCCUCUAGUCCGGUUAUGACCCAUCAACAACAUGCUCGUGCUAAUAGUUUUGUUGCUGCAGCAGCUGCUGCAGCCGCCGCCGCUGCUGCUGCUAAUGGUGCUCCUUCAGCAUUACAAAGUCUGCAACAAUUGCAUCAGCAACAUGCCCAUCAGACGAGUUUGAGUUUUCAAAGGGAUAAACUAAAAGAUCACAAUGGUAAAAAAUCCUCUCUUAAAAAUAAACGUGUACGUACCAUUUUUACACCCGAACAACUGGAAAGACUUGAAGCUGAAUUUGAACGUCAACAAUAUAUGGUGGGACCAGAGCGUCUCUAUCUGGCACACACUCUCCAGCUAACAGAGGCUCAAGUUAAAGUCUGGUUUCAAAAUCGACGAAUCAAGUGGCGUAAACAUCAUUUGGAAAUAACACAACAACGUUUGGCUCUACUAAGACAAACACAAAUUACCACCAAUCCUAAUGGUAAUACCGAAACAGAUACCAUUAACAUCGAUACCAACGAUGAUGAAUGCGACGAUAUAAAGCGAGAGGAAUUACAAGAACUAAACGAAAGUCGACAAGAUACCGAAUCAGAAUUAUCAAUUUGUAAUGAUUCAAUGGAUGCCGAAAGCAUUUUAGAAGGAGAUGAUGAGACAUAAGAAUAUGUUUUAUUGUUUGUGCUCUUCUAGUAGUUUGCUAAAUUGUGUAAAUAAAUAUUUAGUAUUGUUUAAAUUAUGAAAUCUUAAGAUAAUAAAUGUAAAUAUAAAAGUAAGGAAAAAAAUCUGAAAUAAAAUU
Lucilia cuprina (Australian sheep blowfly) is the source of this 2011-nucleotide messenger RNA. RefSeq names its product GATA zinc finger domain-containing protein 14. Bases 253 to 1875 code for a protein of 540 amino acids. The transcript has 2 exons. The record is from RefSeq and is a predicted model, not a curated record. Gene Ontology annotation, biological process: neuron differentiation; central nervous system development; regulation of DNA-templated transcription. Gene Ontology annotation, molecular function: DNA binding; DNA-binding transcription factor activity, RNA polymerase II-specific. Lineage: Eukaryota; Metazoa; Arthropoda; Insecta; Diptera; Calliphoridae.